Canis lupus familiaris (dog) is the source of this 3152-nucleotide messenger RNA. It is a transcript of the gene AMHR2, whose product is annotated as anti-Mullerian hormone receptor type 2. Lineage: Eukaryota; Metazoa; Chordata; Mammalia; Carnivora; Canidae. Gene Ontology annotation, biological process: protein phosphorylation; BMP signaling pathway; cellular response to growth factor stimulus. Gene Ontology annotation, cellular component: plasma membrane; signaling receptor complex. Gene Ontology annotation, molecular function: ATP binding; transforming growth factor beta receptor activity. The record is from RefSeq and is a predicted model, not a curated record.
CCACAGUGCCCUAUAUCUGAGGGAAGCUCUGGCCCAGGGCAGCAGUGCUGGUUCAUGCUCCCCUCUUCAUGCUGCUUGCCUCCUCCAGCAUGAUGCUGGGGACUCUGGGCCUUUGGGUACUACUUCCCACAGCUGUGCAAGCACCCCCAAGCAGGCGGACCUGUGUGUUCUUUGAGGCCCCUGGAGUACGGGGAAGCACAAAGACACUGGGGAAGCUGCUAGAUGCAGGACCAGGGCCCCCCAGGGUUAUCCGCUGCCUCUACAGCCGCUGCUGUUUUGGGAUCUGGAACCUGACCCAAGACCAGGCACAGGUGGAGAUGCAAGGAUGCCGAGACAGUGAUGAGCCAGACUGUGAGUCCCCCCACUGUGACCUGAGCCCCCGAGCCCACCCCAGCCCCGGGUCCACUCUCUUCACCUGCUCCUGUGGCACUGACUUCUGCAAUGCCAAUUACAGCCAUCUGCCUCCUCCAGGGAACCCUGGGACCCCUGGCUCCCAGGGUCCCCAAGCUAUCCCAGGCGAGUCCAUCUGGAUGGCGCUGGUGCUGCUGGGGCUGCUCGUCCUGCUGCUGCUGCUGCUCGGCAGCAUCAUCUUGGCCCUGCGACAGCGGAAGGCCUGCAGCGUUCAAGGUGGGCCAGAGCCGGAGCCAGAGCCGGAGCAGGAGCCGGAGCCAGACUCAGGCGGGGACUGGAGUGCUGAGCUCCCCGAGCUGUCUGAGCUGUGUUUCUCCCAGGUAAUCUGGGAAGGAGGCCACACGGCCGUGUGGGCUGGGCAGCUGCGAGGCAGACUGGUGGCCAUCAAGGCCUUCUCCCUGAGGGCUGUGGCCCAGUUCCAAGCGGAGAGAGCGGUGUACGAACUGCCAGGCCUGCAGCACGACCACAUUGUCCGCUUUAUCACCGCCAGCAGAGGGGGCCCUGGCUCCCCGCCCUGUGGGCCCCUGCUGGUACUGGAACUGCAUCCGAAGGGCUCCCUGUGCCAGUACUUGACCCAGCACACCAGUGACUGGGGAAGUUCCAUGCGGAUGGCACUGUCCCUGGCGCAGGGCCUGGCAUUUCUCCAUGAGGAGCGCUGGCAGGAUGGCCAAUACAAACCAGGUAUUGCCCACCGCGAUCUGAGCAGUCAGAAUGUGCUCGUUCGGGAGGAUGGGUCGUGUGCCAUUGGAGACCUUGGCCUUGCCUUGGUGCUCCCUGGCCUCACCCAGCCUCCCACCUGGGCCCCUACUCAACCCCGAGGCCCAGCUGCCAUCAUGGAGGCUGGCACCCAGAGGUACAUGGCGCCGGAGCUCUUGGACAAGACUCUGGACCUACAGGACUGGGGCACGGCCCUCCGACAAGCCGAUGUUUACUCUCUGGCUCUGCUCCUAUGGGAGAUCCUGAGCCGCUGCCCAGAUUUGAGGCCUGACAGCAGACCACCACCUUUCCAACUGGCCUAUGAGGCAGAACUGGGUAGCACCCCCACCACCUGUGAGCUGUGGACCUUGGCCGUAGAGGAGAGAAGGCGCCCCUGUAUCCCAUCCACCUGGCACUCCUUCACCACAGACCCUGGCAGCCUGAGAGAGCUGCUAGAGGACUGUUGGGAUGCAGACCCCGAAGCACGGCUGACAGCUGAGUGUGUACAGCAGCGCCUGGCCGCCCUGGCCCAUCCUCAAGAGGCCCAGCCCUUCCCAGAGAGCUUCGCCCAUGGCUGCCCACCCCUCUGCCCAGAAGACUGUCUCUCAGCUCCCCCCACUGCCAUUCCCCCUUGUAGGCCUCAGCUGGAUGUCUGCUACUUCCUUGUUCCAGGAAUCCUCCUGUACCAUCUCUCACCUGUAAACGCGCAGUUAUGUAUAAUCUAUGUUCGUGCAAACAUAAAUCUGGUGGUCGGAUGCUCGGUGCUCCGCCUCACCACUGCCUGUCCUACCUGCUGAAUGCUUGGAUCCUUCUGCGCGCAUCCUGUACACUGCAGUCCCAACCAGGGAGAAGGGGUGGGUGAGAGAUAAAGUCAGCUUGAUUUCCACGUCCUUGGGCCUUCCCCGCUUCAUGUGAUCCGGGGCUCCUCCAGUCUCUCUUUUUCUCCUUCUCUAACACAGGCCUUCAUUUGGUGGGAUCGCAUGGUGGGCACUGGGGGAAGAUGACAUCACUGCUUGGCAAGUGCUCGGAGACUCACAGCUCACCUGAUUGGGGGCACUGCCUGGGGUACUGGGGGAGUGUCCUGUCUGAGGCUUGAGUGGGAAGGCCUCACAGAGCACAGGAAGCUCUUGGGUUUUCAACCAGCAGUUUUCCAGGCAUGGUGGGGGCAGGAGGCACAGGGUCUUGAGGGGCAGUAAGUACAAAGCAGCAAGGAGCCUGGGUAGCAGAAGUGUCGGGUGUGUGAAGGAGAGAGCAGAGACGUUCUGUGGAAAAUCGUAGGCAAGGCCUUGUGAACCCUACUGAGAAGUUCUUCCUUCAUUUCUUUUUGUGCCUUCUCUACUGGCUUUUCUUUCCCACCCCAGGCCCCUUUCAUACUGGGUGCCCCUCAGGGACAUUUCACACUGGGUCCCUGGUUUAUAGCUCUAGUUCAGUUUCUUUUCUUUCUUUCUUUCUUUUUUCUUUUUUAAGUGUUUUUAUUUUUUAUUUUUAUUUUUUUUAGUAAUCGCUAUACCCAAAGUGGGGCUUUACCUCCUGACCUCAAGAUUGAGGACCCCACCCCACCCAGUCCUAUGCUCCUCCAGUUGAGCUAGCAAGGCACCCCCACCCCAACCCACCCAGUUUAGUUUCUAACUGAGUGGUAUUGGGCAAGUUACAUUCUCUCUCUGGGCCCUCAGGUUUCUCAUUUGCUAAAUCAGGGGGAUGAGGCCUUCUGGUCUAACUCCAGGAGAACAAUGGGAAGGCUUUGACUUCACUACAACAGGAUUGAUUCCUGGUCAGUGAGCACCAAGCCCUGUGUCUUUGAGCAAGUUACCUACCCUAGGAAUCUGUUUUGUCAUGUAUAAAGUAUGGGUAAGAAUAUCUACGCUGCUUGCAGAGUUGAUUCAGGGUAAACAAGAAGGGGUGAUGGGUCUUGUGUAGCACCUGGCCUCAGUGGACACUCUGGACAUGGGAACAGUUGUGAAUGAACAUUGAGAUGCUCUCUUGUCCUUUUGUAUGUUGGUUGCUCCAGCAUUAGCAUUAAUAAAGUAGAGCCUGUCUACUUUCAA